CGAGUGCGAUAGCCGCGCGUGGUUUGGCCGGAGAGAAACAGCGUUCCAGUGCAGCUGACGAGUCAUGCUCUAUCCUAACGUGGCGCAACUCUGGAAGCAAUCUCCACUCGUCUGACGUCAGCCCACCAGGUCAGACCAGCGUUCGUGUCCCGACAAUACAGUAGCGAGGAAGCAGAAGUCACAUGUCACCAAAGAACGUUGUCCAUGUCGUCGUUGUGAUGAUGAUGAUUUAGUAGAUCCUGCGCUCGCCCGAUCCAGUCUGCGGAGGGACUCACUCGCAAUCCCCACAAUCGAUGACAGCGUUGAAAAUCGGUGGCUUCCUUACCGACCCCUCGCAUUUUCAGCGAUAAUUGGAGCGCUGAAGAGAGCUGGCACCUGCUGGUAGUGAACUGACAGUGAAGCAAGCGAGUUUCUGUGUGGAUUUGGCCUGAUUGGAUUUCCCGCAGUGGAUUGACUAGGCGGGAAAUCGAGUGAGUGAGAAAGGGAGAGAAGAUGUGCCUCCCCUGCCUGCCCUUUUUCGAUCGGCCGAAUUACUACUAUGAGCCGCCGCCGCGACCUCACUGCGACGAACCGGUGAUUGGAUUUCCGCAGCCGCAGUACUUUCCACACCACCACCAUGACCUUCAUCAUCAGGCACCACCUCCCCCGAUGUUCUACCCGCCGUGGGAGCCUCCCCACCACCACCACCACCAUCAUCAUCACCACGAAGACGACCAUCACCACGAGGUGUGCGAGCCUCCGCACUACGACGACCAUCACCACCACCAUCACUGUUAGGCAACCAAGCAAGCCAAGCGCCCGGAAGCUCAGAUGGAUUUCAGCAGGCGCAGGCAGAUGCCGGUCGCCGAUCAUUGCAGUGGCAGGUACAGCAGUGGCAACUCCAUAUAGAUAGCAACGAUGGCUUAUGUGCACGACGGCGGCGGUGGCGAUGGCAUGAGAUGAAUCGAUGAGCAAGACAAGGACCUUGCCCACCCACCAGUCCUUGAAAACAAUUCGGCGAUUCGGUACAACGACGAGCUCUCUGCGCAGGCGGGCAAUGGAUCGAUCACUUCCGUCACAACCAUCAAUUACAUCACGUUCGAGAAAAGCUGGUCCGACUUGAGCGAAUGGACAAACUUGUUGCGCUGAUUGCACCCGGCAGAGCGCAACGCAACGUGAUCCUUCGGCCUGCAGCGCAACGUCCAUCGGAGCUUGAAGAGUUUCACAUUCGCAAGUGAAGAUCGACCGCUUUACAAGCUCAUCGGGAACGUCGAAGUGCUUCCUCGUACAUAGUUUGACAUGACUCAUGGUUAUUUGUUUGCUUAGCUUAGCGCUCCGCAUGCAGAAUAGCUCCGUCACCAAAUUCGAACUCGGAAUUGUCUGUAGAUAGAAAGCGCUAUUGAUCUCCAUCUUUCCAUCGUAUAACAUCGGAUGUCGAAACUGAUGCAUGCGCGCCAUAUGUAAAUAUAUACAUAAGAAGUAAAACCAGUUUGAAAGUAAAGCUAAUGUUAAAGGG
Marchantia polymorpha subsp. ruderalis is the source of this 1495-nucleotide messenger RNA. The record is from the annotation of a GenBank genome assembly. Lineage: Eukaryota; Viridiplantae; Streptophyta; Marchantiopsida; Marchantiales; Marchantiaceae.